Molecule: messenger RNA, 7843 nt
Organism: Salvia miltiorrhiza (redroot sage)
Lineage: Eukaryota; Viridiplantae; Streptophyta; Magnoliopsida; Lamiales; Lamiaceae
Exons: 13
Coding region: 97-7791 (2564 amino acids)
Biological process (GO): maturation of LSU-rRNA from tricistronic rRNA transcript (SSU-rRNA, 5.8S rRNA, LSU-rRNA); maturation of 5.8S rRNA from tricistronic rRNA transcript (SSU-rRNA, 5.8S rRNA, LSU-rRNA)
Cellular component (GO): nucleolus
Source: RefSeq, a predicted model, not a curated record
CUAAGCCCGCCAGAACAAGGGGUUUAGGGUUUAUGACAAACUGUAAACUUUAACUUUCAUUUCUCUCCAAGUCUCUGUUCUUGAAUUUUAGAAGUAAUGGAAGAGAAAGAGCCAAAACUCUCAGAAUUCGCCAUCAAAAUCAGCCACGAAGCAAAGCUCAAAGAGCUCCUCCGGAACUUAAACUCCAUCGAAUCGCAGCUCUUUACCGACGCCGCGAAAGAAUUCAUAAAAGUGCUCAAAUCGGAUGCAGGCCCUGAAUUUCUGCACUCAUACAUUCAGACAUCUUCCAAGCUCGUGGAAAUAUCUCAGGCGUGGGAAUCUCGCAAUGGAAAGCCAGGGUUUUUGCAUAUUUUGAAUCUAGUUUCUGCAAUUUUGAAGCUUUGGAAGGAUAAUAUGGGAGGUGAGCGCGGUGGUGGUGACGCCGGACGGUGGUUGGAUAAGUUCGCGCGGUCGUUGAUUGAGGAGAAGAUGGGGGAUUUGUAUAAGGAAUUAAAUAGCAAAGAGGCCAAGAGGCAAAAUGCUGUGCUUUCUUUGCUGGCCUCGGUUGUCUUGCGCAAUUCUCACUUGGCAUGGGAAGUAGCGAAAGUUUUCGACUUCAAGCUCGCGGUUUUCCCGAAGCUGGCGGAAGUUAGGUUGAGGGUGAAGAAGCCCGAUGAAGGGAGGAGGAAGAUUCACUCCACAAGAAAAAUGUUUGUCCGUUUUGCUAUGUCGUUUUUGGAGGUGGGGCAUCCGAGGUUGUUGAGGGGUGUUUUGCAGCAGAAGGAGAUGUAUUCGGGGGUAUUGAGGGGGCUAGGGAAUGAUGAUGAGGAGACUCUAGUUUAUGUUCUGUCAGUUUUGCGUGAUAGAGUGCUUGUUCCAGAGUCCAUCGUGCCUCCGGGGCUUAGGAGUGUUCUGUUCGGAAAUGUUACGUUGGAGCAGUUGAUUAGUGUUUCGGGGAGGGGAGAGUUCGUGGAUGCAGCAGAGUUGGCACACAAUGUGUUAAUGAUGGUGUGCAUUGAUCCUGAGAAUGGCUUGAUGCCCGAUUUAAACAGGCACCCAAAUCCUCUCCGUGGGAAUCCAAAGCGUCUUUUGAGUCUAAUGAAGAAAUUAAAGGCAACAGAAGUUGUGUACCAUAAGGAACUGCUUCUGGCCAUUGUGAGAGGGCGGCCUUUGUUUGGUUCUUUAUACUUGGAUGAGUUCCCUUAUAGCAUUGAAGAUGUUGCAUCAGAUAACUGGUUUCCUGCUAUUUCAUUGGCUGCAGACGUGGUUUCCUCAGUCAGUGUUGGACAUGGCUUUGUUGAUAUACGUGCACCUGAUAGUGAAGACGUGCAGAACAUCAUAAAAUGCAUUGGACCACGCCCUUUUAGUAGAUCAAUUAUUACUAAGGGGUUACUUCAUGCUGAUUCUCUUGUGAAACAUGGAACAUUGAAGCUUGUAAUUGAGGUCUUACAGUUGUUUGAUUAUUUGUUGAAAGCUUUGGACACUUCUUAUUCCGACCAGCAAAUGCAUGGCUGGGGAGCUUUAAAGGCAGAGAUUCAAAAUGGUGUAAGGAUGUUCCUUCCUGAUCCUCAAGUUUUGUUCUCUUUGCUUUCUCCCUUAAGCAGCCACAUCAAGAGCCUCGAGUCUGCUUCAAAAAGGAAAGCUGAAGCAGAAAUGGUUCCAGAACAUUGUGUUAAUCCUAGUAAGAGGUUGAAAAGUUCAACUGCAAGUGAAGACUUGGAUAUUGUUAUAAGUGGAGUCAACUCUUCUGGAGUAGAUUUGUUUGAGGAGGGGGAAGUUGUAGCUUCAGAUGGUGAGCAACAACUAGAGAAUGGAGCUGAUAUUGAUCAAAGUAUUAGAGAUAUUUGGGGUUUAAGUCAGUUCUCCGCAAAACAGGCUAAUAUAAAAGAUGUGGAUACAUUCUUUUACUCCAAGAUACUUGACUCUCUCAAGAUCUAUUAUCGAACCAUGCCGAUGGCCAUGGAGGGAUCAGUUGAUUUUUUUAAACUAAUACCAAAUAAUCCUCUGGCAUUACCAAUGAUCCUGCAGCAGUCUUUAUUACAACUGCUCAAUGAACACGUCAGUCAGUUUUCUAAAAAUGUGACCCCUAUCACAAAUCCGCCACAAAUGUACAGGCAUCUGCAUCCAUUUAUUGUCUUAUUAGUUGGCUCACCACUCAAACAGAUAAAGGAACAAGCUUAUGCCUUAGCAAAGGCAGCCAUCUUAAGCACUGGCGCAUUUGACAAAAAUGUAAAGGAAAUUUGUGCCUGGUUCUUUUUCAUACCUGGCUAUAAUACAUAUAAUAUCCUCAGGGACCUAGAUGUUCAGAUCUACCAAGAGUUGUCAUCAGUUAUCGUUUCUUUCCUAUGUGAUGCUGUUUCCACAACCGGAAACAACUUAUACAAGUAUAUGGAAUCAUUGAAGCAUUACAUCUAUGAUGCAGAAGGUGGUAAAGAUCUGUCUCCUGAAGUAAGCCCUUUUAUUAUAUGUGUACUGGAGAAGUGUUUGCGCUUGCUCAGCUCUGAAUCAGGAUCCUUCACAUUACCUCAGAAGUCGUUGAUAUCACUCUAUGUUUCCAACACAAUCAAGUAUCUAUUGGACACACAGGUGAAAGCUGAAGUAUUAUCGGCUUUAAUUGACCGUGUAUUGUCUGAGAAGCUUGAGAACAGCAAUGUUGAUGUCCUGGAAUUCGCUGAAUAUCCAUGUGAAUGGAGGCCACUAAAGACUCUGUUGCGUUUUGCACGUGAUAUUUUGCAUCGGCAGUGUUAUGGCAUAUAUUCCAAUGUGAAGGAUAUUAAGCGGUCAGAUAAUUCUUUUGUCAAAACUCUUGCCGACAUUAGAGAAGUUUUGAAAAGUGAGUAUCAUAGUGGACUUGUUGGAUUGAGUGUAGGGUUUUCUUUCUCAUUGAUGUGCACAAGACGCAAUGAGCUAUUGCAGAAUUUUCAGAUAGUCUUAUCUAUAUCAAGUAACCUGUCUGAGGUUCCUUUCUCAGUUUUGUCAUCCAUUUUGUUCCUGGAACCAAGUUAUCUUGAUGAUGUUAUAGAGUUAUGUCCUGAAGUGUUCUUUGCUGCUCUGGAUAGUGUUAAGCAUUGUGAAGAAAAGGGAGAGAGUUUGUAUAAAGCUGAUCUUGAUUCACUGGGAGCUGCUUCUUUUGAAUUAUACCGUUACUUAAAAUCUGUCCCAUUCUAUGUGGUCUUUUCAUCUAUUGCACAAAGUUGCAGCUUGCAUCUAGUUGAGCGGUCAAAACUUCAAAAAUUGCUGUUGGAUAAAGUUACUGGGAUUGCAUCUGAUCAUUUAAUUUCUUCGUUGUGCAAUGUACUCUUCUGGAUUAAUCACACAAGGUCAUGCUACGGACUCAGAUCUUUGGAGCAGCUUGAGAUGCUUUGUGAUAUAUGCUUCAUACUUGCAGAGCAAUUGUUAAGACAAUUGUUGAUUCAGAAUAUGGACACUGUCAUUUUGGCUCAUGAUAAUGAGCCUUUACCACUACAUUGUGUGGUGGAUGUGGCAGAAAUCAUCUAUAACAAUCCUGCUUUAACUGCAUCACUGAAUUGUUCUCUGUCAGGUGAUAAUGUUUUUUCAGAUUCAGUCUUUGGAGAAACUUUGGAAAAACUUCUUGAGUUAGCCAAACAAGGAAUUUGCAAAAUGGAUCUCAAUGUCCUGAAUUUGUUAAUAACAGCUUCUGAACUAUUGUUUGUGGUGCAUGGUGGUAAAAUAUCUGCAGAAGUUGUAAAUGACAGAAAGCGCAUAUCCCGAGCAUUUAAUUUGCUUAAAGAGAAGCUAUUUCUUAUUUUUAAGAGUAGGUUUGAUGCUUGCGUCCAGUCCAUGGACUUUAAACCCUUGCUUCCAACAUUCUAUGCUUUACACUCUUUGAUUAGUUUCAUAUCUCCCUCUGAGCUGCUUGAAUUGGUGAAUUGGACGUUUUCUCAGAUUGAUAUCAAUGAUGCAGCCUUGCACAUGCCAUCAAAAAGAAAUGCUCUUUUUAUUGGUUUGCACCUUGCCAGUUGCACUUUUGAUUUCCUCUCAGAGCUCAUGAGACAGCCAUACCAAGAAAAUAAACCGUAUAGUUUUUCUGGUGGAACUGAGACACAUUUUGAUGUUCUUCUGUUCGAGAGGAUCUUUUUCCAAUUACUACAGAUCGGAUGCCAUUUGAAACUGGAGAUUGCUGAUGCUUGUCUGCUUAAAGCGUUCAAUGUCGUGAAAAUGCAUAAAGCUAUUCAUCAUUCACAUCUUCCUUCUGUUAUGGUUUUACAAAGAGUUGUUGCAACCAUUCCUGUAAAUAUAUUCUCAUAUUGCUUACACAAGAUUAAUAGAACGAAAUCUGACCUGGUGUACAAUAUUGUUGCAAUGAGCCCCCUGCAUAUGUCCGUCUUUGGAUCUAUGUUUUCUGAAAUACUGGACAAAUCUUCACUUCCUAAUGCCAAUAUAACACAAGGAACUUGUAGACACUGUUUUUCUGAUGAAGAAUUACUGAUGGUUUUGCCAACCGUCUUCUUGUACUUAAAUUUGGUUAUUCCUAAAUUUGGGGGACAGCUCUGCAAGGCCUUUGAAGCUAUACGUUUGGUGUAUGGUCGUGUACUCUUGAGUGGGUUUUCUAAGUGGAAGAGCUUCGUCUCUGGGACUAUUUUUGAGAUUGGAUUUGAUAAACUACUGAUUGCAUCCAAAGAAGAAUAUACAGAUCUUUUCUCCGAUAGUCUUCUUGGUAAAACAAUCCUGAUGGUACGGGACCACCUUAUAUCAGGUGAAGAUGCUAUGAGGGUUGAUAGAAGAUUGGAUCUAUAUAAUUCCAUGUUCCCAUCUACUGCAGACAAUAUAAUUGACGACUUUUGUGGCGAGACUGGAGGUCGUUUGCUUAAAAAACCUUUAGAUUUUGUGAACAGAGUUGUUGCAAAGAUAAACUUGUGCAGGAUGCUGUUGUUUACAGAGCAUACUCAAAUUAAAACUCAGGUGGAUAAUGGAAAGAAAAAGGUGGAUUCUCCACAAGUUACAUCUGACAUGGCAACGUCAAAAAUCAGGUUUCUAAAGAUGUUGAUUAAUUCCUGGAUAUUGAUUGUCAAGAAAUUCCCGGAGAAUAUUGACUACAUUGGAAAUGUUGAUGGCGAGAAACUACCAUUGUUUAGAUUUUUGGAAGUCUUUGUAAUGAAUAAUGUAUUGGAAUUGACAGUAGAUAUGCAUGACUAUCUAAUUGAGUUGGACUCUCACCCAUUCAUAGAGCAACUUGUAAAAUCGUUUCUUCUCUAUAGGUUUGGAGAUCCCGUAACACUGAAGAUGCUAAGAACUGCUCUCGCCUAUAUAUCUCAAUGGAAAUUUUCAUGUUCUUCAUCUAUACAGCUAUUGCUUGCUCACUCCCAGUUUGCAAAUUCCAUUCAGGUGGCCUGUCAGUCAUUUGUUUCUUCUAAGUUUGGACUUGUUUUUACUCCCAUGCAGAGCAUUUUAAGAUUGUUUUUUGUUGGUCAUGGUGGCCCAGAUACUUUGGAUUGCAAAAGCAAUAAAUUGACAGAUAAGGAGACUCUUUAUUUGCUUGAACUUGUUAAGUUUGUCAGAGUACUUCUACAUAUUUAUGCGCAGCAAAGAGAACUAAAUUUUGGUGAAGACACUGGUAUAAAUGCGCAAGAGUUGGUUCAUCUUCUUCUGUUUUCAUAUGGGGCAACGUGUUCUGAGGUUGAUUUGGAAAUAUAUAAUUUAUUGUUGGAUAUCGAGUCCAAUGAUGAGUCAUGUGCUGGAACUGUUGCCCGAACAGAUUAUCUGUGGGGUAUUGCAUCUUUAAAGGCGAGAAAAGAUUUGGAACAGGAUAAAGACAUGCAGUCUGUUGAGCAAAAAAACGUGGAAAUCUAUGAACGUCAAAAAGUUAAGUUUAGAGAGAAUAUUCCGAUUGACCCAAAGAUAUGUGCUCAAACUGUGCUCUUUUUUCCUUACAACAGAGUUGUUUAUGAAGGAAAUUCGCCGAAGCUCCAAAAAGCUAGUUAUGCAGUUGUGCAUGAGGGCCCUUCUACAACUGAUAAGCUGCAAAUAUAUGAUCCUGUCUUCAUCCUCAGAUUCUCAAUUCACUGUCUUUCGAUGAGCUACAUUGAACCUAUUGAAUUUGCUAGUUUAGGCUUGCUUGCUGUUACCUUUGCCAGUAUAUCUUCACCUGAUGAUGAUAUGAGGAAAUUGGGAUAUGAAGCACUAGCAAAGUUCAAGAGUGCACUGGAGAAAUGUCAAAAGAAGAAGGAAGUGGUACGGCUUCGUCUUCUACUAACAUAUUUGCAAAAUGGAAUAGAAGAGCCAUGGCAAAGGAUUCCAUCUGUCAUUGCUGUAUUCGCUGCAGAGGCUUCUGUGAUACUGUUGGACCCAUCCAAUAAUAAUUAUUCUACCAUAAGCAAGCAUCUCAGUAAUUCCCCUAGUGUGAAUAUGAAGGCCAUACCGUUAUUCAGGAAUUUUUUCUGGAGUACCUCAAUCACUUUUAAAGCAGACAGAGUAUGGAUGCUUCGAUUGUUGUGUGCAGGGCUGAAUACAGAAGAUGAUGCUCAAACAUACAUCAGAAACUCCAUUUUCGAGACCCUCCUUAGUUUUUAUUCUUCUCCUCUUUCAGAUAACGAGUCGAAGGAACUUAUAAUUCAGGUAGUAAAGAAGGCUGUACUAUUACAUAAAGCAGUCUGGUUUUUAGUUGAACACUGUGGUGUCAUUUCAUGGUUGUCAUCUAUUCUUUUAUUUAUCUAUGGGAGUGGAUUUGAAGAGCAGCAAAAAUUUGUUCUCACACAACUGCCAAUAAUAUUGGAGGUUGUGAAUUGUAUUACAUCACCAAGAAAUAUUGUCGAGUGGCUGCAAAAACAUGCUAUGGAGCAGCUUUCGGAACUUUCAUUGCAUUUGUACAAAAUCCUUGUUAGUGGUGUCGAACUUAUUAAAUAUCAGAGCAGCAUUUGUGUCUCAAUUUUGCAAAUAUUGGCAUUAGUGCUGAAGAUAUCACAGAAAAGGAAGAUAUAUCAACCCCAUUUUACAUUGUCAGACGAGGGUUUAUUUCAACUCUACGAGGCUGUUGAAGCAUGCUCGAAAUUGGUUUGCUAUCCUAUCAUGGGUUUGGGUCUCAAAGCUGUUCUCAUGAGUACUCCUCCAGUCACCAUCCUGCAAAUGGAUCAGGAGAAGCUGUUUAAGUUCUUGAGAUGGGCAGUUACCACUGCUCUCCAGUCAAAGUCGGAAGAAUUGGUUAUUCCUGAAGAUUCGGAUCAUCAUAUGACAGCAGUAUCAGGGAAGAGACAACCUGAAGAAUCCCUUGAAUCAAAACUUUUACGCUGGUUAACUGCCUCAGUGAUCCUUGGAAAGAUUACUUUGAAUUCAAGAAAACUUGACAAUGACAGUCUCUUGGAAAGAUCUAGCCUCCAUGCUUUCCAGUCUUGGUUAGGAUGCCCUGAGAAAGAGUUCGGAGAAACUGUGAAAUACAGUGGUGAAGAAAUAUUAGCUGCAGCAAUAAUUUACCUGUUAAAGCAGCUGAACUUCAGCCACCAAUUUCUUCCAUCAUCUGUUUCUGCACUGUGUCUCCUACUCCUUUCCGACUCCCCCGCAGGGUUAAAGAGUUUGGUUGGAUUUCAAACUUGUUUGCCAUCGCUUUGUUCAAAGAUACACUGGCCAGUCGAAGCGAAUCCUGCCUGGAGAUGGUCAUAUCACCAGGCAUGGAGAGAUCUAACGACGGAAGUGAGCGAGUUGAAGAGAGUGGAGGAAAUCCAUGCUUGUGAGAGGCUUCUGGUAGUGGCUUCUAAUGUUCUCAUAGAGAAAUCUGGAUGUAGCCAUUUUUUCGAUCUUAAUGAUGUGGACAAGUUGCAUGUACAUGAAUGGGAGACAAGUUUUAUCCAUUCCGAAUAAAAAUUGUUUAGCUUUCAAUUUCAAUCUAAUUUGCUUUGUUUUGAGCUGCAAA